Molecule: messenger RNA, 1054 nt
Organism: Frankliniella occidentalis (western flower thrips)
Lineage: Eukaryota; Metazoa; Arthropoda; Insecta; Thysanoptera; Thripidae
Product: beta-hexosaminidase subunit beta-like
Exons: 4
Coding region: 16-1026 (336 amino acids)
Biological process (GO): glycosaminoglycan metabolic process; ganglioside catabolic process; carbohydrate metabolic process
Cellular component (GO): membrane
Molecular function (GO): beta-N-acetylhexosaminidase activity
Source: RefSeq, a predicted model, not a curated record
UUGGAGCAGGAGGAAAUGGCGGAAUCAAUCCCGUUCGUCGAUCGUUUAUUUACAUAUUUACACAUUUUCUCGCAUUCUCUGCAAUCUUUCGUGUACCAAAAUUGGUUACUGUUCAUUCCACCUGUCCAGGUUACCGGCUCGACGUGCGACGUCCUGGAGAAUGCACUGACGCGGUACGCCCGCGUUCUGCAGCGCGAGGCGGCCGUGGGGCGGGCCCUGGCGCGCCAGGAGCAGCGCGCCGGCCGCCGGCUGCGCGGCUGGAGGAACGACCCCUUCUUCGGUGGCUACAUUACCAGCCUGCGCGUCGAGGUGUCCGCCUGCGAGCGCUGGCCCUACCCGAGCAUGGACGAGUCAUACAAGUUGCUGGUGGACGUGGACGAGGACGCCCCCGACCGCGCGCCGACCGGCAGACUGACGGCGCGCAGCUCCUGGGGCGCGCUCCGCGGCCUCGAGACCUUCGCGCAGCUGCUCAGCCCCAGCGGCGACGGCUCCUCUCUGUUACUGAACGCCACCCUGGUGACGGACGCCCCUCGCUUCCCGCACCGCGGCCUCCUCAUCGACACCUCGCGCCACUUCCUGCCGGUCGAGGACAUCAAGAUCGAGCUGGACGCCAUGGAGGCCGUCAAGAUGAACGUGCUGCACUGGCACAUUGUCGACGACCAGUCCUUCCCCUGGCAGAGCUCUCUGUUCCCGGAGCUGAGCGCGAAGGGCGCCUACCACCCGAGCCUCACCUACUCGCCGAAGGACGUCCUCGACGUGAUCCAGUACGCACGCCUCAGAGGGAUCCGCGUUAUGCCCGAGUUCGACACGCCAGGUCACACUCGGUCGUGGGGCGAGGGUCGUCCCGGGCUCCUCGCAGCAUGCCAUGACUUUCUGGGGCGGCCUGACGGCACCUACGCCAACAUUGACCCCACAAAGCCCGAGAACCUGGACUUCUUGAAGCAGCUGUUCGGAGAAGUGGCCGCCACUUUCCCGGACCCCAUGCUACACCUGGGAGGCGACGAAGUGCCAGACUUCUGCUGGUAAGUAACACAAGGUGAGGGGCUUUGGAAAA